AUAUUUUUUUAGCAAAAAAAGUAUUUUUUAGAUAGAAAAGGGGGGCCCAGUAGAAAAACUUUGGGAACCACUGGAUUAAUGCAUGCCAAGCAUGAUGCCAAGUAACUCAAUGCUGCGUAGUGAACAGGUGCAUGCUGGGUGUGGCUAAAUGCUUGAUGCUAACUAAUACUAAUUUGGCUAAGUGCACGCAUCAUUUUAUACAGUCCGUGGCGCACACUGAGGAAUGUCGGCUUUCAAAGAGGUUGCAUGAUCUGGGACACAACUUCAGUUGAACUUUAGGAGCUGUAAUUAGCACACCUGUGCGCUACGAUCAUCUUCAUCCUCUCCAGUUUCUGUCCAGAGUGUGUAGGAAAUGGCAGCAGCGAAUAUUUCUAUUGAACAAGACCAGUUCAGUUGUUCAGUGUGCCUGGAGGUUUUAAGAGACCCGGUGACGAUCCCCUGCGGACACAGCUACUGUCUGGACUGCAUUGAAAACCACUGGAAAAGUGUCGAGCAGAAUGGCCAGUACAGCUGCCCUCAAUGCAGGCAGGUGUUUAACCAGAGACCUCUGCUGAGCAGAAACACAGUCCUGAGGGAGGUGGUGGAGCAGUUUCAAGAUAAGUUGCCAAGGCUGUACUGUCACAAUGACCAGCAGCGUGUCUCACUGGUGCAGGAGAGAGCAACACAGCAGAUGGAUGUGAUAUUCAACACACUUGAGCAGUACAGACUGGAAUUUUACCACAACCAGUUUGUCCAGUUGGGUGUGAAGGAUGAAAGAGAUUUCCUGGAUGGCAUAACGGAUGAAGAUCUGAACAACAUUGGUUUAAGUCAUGUGGAGAAAAACCGUUAUUCAGCAAUGAAAAACUUCAUUCAAACACGCAAAACACCAGAGCGGCAACUUCGAACUGUGGCACCUGUGCAAAAAUCAUUGAAGUCCUUCUGUCUGCAGUACACAUUCCCCAAAUGUCCUCAGCCAAAAUACAUCAACGAUAUGGACCCAGCAAUAAACACAGUGGAGGAUCUGAUGUUGAGGAUCGGCCAUCUUGAAAGUAUUGGUAAUUCCAAAGGAGUUUGUCUCUUCACGAUUGAUGGGAUGCCCUUGACAGAUGAUCCCUUCUUCAACACAUGGUCUCUAAAGGACAGACAUAUUGAAAACGGAUCUGUGAUUUAUGUCAUAUUUACACCAAAGGAAAACCUGAAACAGGCUCCUCAAAUACCAAAGCGAGAGGCUGGUGAAACCUCUGGAGGCGAUGUGGUUCGAUGCCACAUCAUGCUCAAGGGAGACUUUGAGGUGAAGGUAAACUUGAAAAGUGAAACCAUAACCAGUCUGAGACUGAAGCUGGCAAAUGAAAGUGGAGUCCCAGGACAUGUCCUUCGUUACAGAGGUCAACAUUGUGGUGGUGACCUUCUGCAAAGUUGUGGGAUCUCUGAAGGGUCAACAGUUAACUUCUCUUUGUCCAGCUUUUCUGACGAGACUUCACACGAUGAGACCUUCUUCAUCAAUGAUUUUGUGCCUUCAGUCCCACAAACUCAGAAGGGAAUCAGUUUGUUCUUGUCUUCACUUUAUGCUAUUAAAGGACGUGAUUUUUUAGCCAAAGUGAUUUCCUACAUAAGACAACUGACUGGAUGUCAUCCUCUUGCUCAAAGUUUGCAUCAGUUACUCUGCAGGAAUGAAACACUUACCAGGAACCAGAAGGUUGCAGUUGUUGAAGGCUUGUACAUACUCUUCAGAGAGCUUUUGCCUCAACCUGGAACACAACAAGGGGAGAAGCUCAUUGAGGACCUGAACGUCUUUGAGAAUUCACAGUACUGCUGGGCACAUCUCUUCUCAGAAGCAAAGGAACAGGACGUAGACCUUGACAACUACGCAUCCAUCUUUCUUUCAUCUGUAGAUGGCAGCCGCUUCUCUGAACCAGUCAGAGUCCCCGGGGUACCUGAAGUCUUUGAACGAGCAUACGUUCGCCAGAAAAUCAAAGAUGGAGAGAAAAUGCCAAACUGCACUGAAGCGGUUCUGCGAGAAACAUCAAUACAGAGAGCCGAAGACAUUGAAAAAGUCUUGCUCAGUUUGCCUCCAUUCAUCAAAAGAUAUCCUCUUUGGACUCACCAAGACAAGACGGCUGGUCAGAACUUUCAGAUAAAAAUGGAGAAGACCUUUGGAAGGAUGGUGGAAGAAUUAAAAUCUCCUGACUGCCAGUACCUCAAUGUGACCCCACCUCUAGAGUUGAAGAAGCUAGGAAUGUGUGAAAUCCGCCUUGUUCUACUAAGUGAAGACAACGUUGGCGUAUGUUUGCGUAAGGACAAAGGAUCCCCUGACAUGAUCUACGUACUUGAUUGUUUGACUGGCAAAAAUGAAAAAGUGGAUGUGAAUGUGUUGGCAGCCAGGACUGGUGACUACAGAGAUGACAGAACGUUUGUCACAACCAGGAAUCCAAAAGAGGCUAUAAUGGUGCUGAUAGACACAAGCUCCUCCAUGGAAGAGGAGUGCUACCAAAGUGCAGAAAUAAAGAAGAUCAACGCUGUGAAAGAGCUCUUUGACAACUUUGCAACAAGGACCAUGGCCUAUGAUUUUUAUCAUGUCAUUGGUCUCGUGAAGUUCGACUCCAUGGUCAAAGUUCUGCACACAUUUACUGAAAACCUGGAAAAGUUCAAGGAACGCGUACGCAGCAUCGAGGCAAGUGGAUGUACUCUGCUGUAUGACGCCCUGCGGCGUGGGGCGUUAGAGUUGGAGAAGGUCAAGACGAGGUUCCCAGAUUGUCAACUUCGCAUCAUGUGUCUCACUGAUGGACAUGAUUCUGGAUCCUCCGUAGAGCCAGAUGUUGUUACAGUCAAACUGCUGAAAUCUAACAUCAUUGUGGACUCAAUACUUCUCGGAAAAGUGGAGAACAAUAUGCUGCAUGGAAUCAGCAAUGCAACAGGCGGCUGCUGUUUCAAACCAAACACAACCAAAGAGGGUCUGAGGCUCUUUGAGAUUGAGACAGUUCUGUCUUUGGAUCAGAGGAAACUCAAAGAAAAACUUGACCCAGCUUCCAUCAGUAAGAAUAAUUUGUUGAGCAUCUUUGGAACUCACGGGUAUGACGAAUGUCCGGAAACGUCCAUGCCAAGCCAGAUAAACAGCAAGGUUACAGCGACCGAGAGUGCUCUGAAAAAGAAGAUUCCAAGGUAUGGGAACAUGAGGUUUCGAGAGGACAAACGUAUCCUAGAGGAGCUGAAGAGCCUGCAUUGUAACCCACAUCCCUUCUUCAGACUCUUUCCGUCAGAGUCGGACUUUAUGUUCUGGAGGAUUCUCAUGCAAGGCCCUCCUGACACACCAUACAAGAAAGGAGUGUUUGAGCUGUACUGCCAGUUUGGUGAUGACUACCCAGCAAAGCCUCCACUCGUCCGCUUUGUCACACCAGUGUACCACUGCAAUGUCAACAGUGUGGGACGCAUCUGCCACAGCAUAUUUGACCGCAACUACAACGCCCACAUCACCAUGAGAGAGAUCCUCGAAGCUGUGUUUGGACUGCUCAUCAUCCCUGAGCCUGAUGAUCCACUGGACAGCAUUUUGGCUGAAGAAUUCCUGACGAGCCGUGAGACGUACGAACGAGAAGCAGAGAAACAUACAAAGGAAACUGCAGGAACUUCAAUGGAUGACAUGGAAAAGCAACUGGUGGAUCCUGUGGCACAGUUCGUACCCCAUCAUCUGAUCUGUCCACUCACCAAGAAGAUGUUUGUUGAUCCUGUGAAAACAGCGUAUGGCACUGUGUACGAACGCAAGGCCAUUGAGGAACACCUGAAUGAACACAAGUACGAUCCGAUGGCUGGCCCCAAAUGUGAGCUUGGAAUGAGUGACAUCAGAGCAGACCAGGACAUGAAGAAAAGGGUGAUGGAUUACCGCUCUUGUCAAAUUCAGUCUGAAGGGUAGUUUUGCAUCAGGUUCUCGUGGGAAAGGAAAUGAACCAGCUUUUCUUUUGUUUCUUUGUUUUUUUUUCUAUAUAACUUUGUUCUGUGGGUUUGGAAAUGUUAGUGCAGAUUAUUUCACUACUUUUUACUCAUGACAUUACUUGUACCUCAUAUGGACAGUGAUGAAAGAUAUUUGUAUUCUCUGAGAA
This is a messenger RNA of Centropristis striata (black sea bass), 4070 nucleotides long. RefSeq lists its product as uncharacterized. The coding region runs from base 353 to 3883 and encodes 1176 amino acids. NCBI's taxonomy places the organism in Eukaryota, Metazoa, Chordata, Actinopteri, Perciformes, Serranidae. The transcript has 26 exons. Gene Ontology annotation, biological process: protein ubiquitination. The record is from RefSeq and is a predicted model, not a curated record. Gene Ontology annotation, molecular function: ubiquitin-protein transferase activity.